Hermetia illucens (black soldier fly) is the source of this 2809-nucleotide messenger RNA. It is a transcript of the gene Miga, whose product is annotated as mitoguardin. The record is from RefSeq and is a predicted model, not a curated record. NCBI's taxonomy places the organism in Eukaryota, Metazoa, Arthropoda, Insecta, Diptera, Stratiomyidae. Bases 541 to 2067 code for a protein of 508 amino acids. The transcript is spliced from 4 exons. Gene Ontology annotation, biological process: mitochondrial fusion.
CAAAGUCUCCACACGUCAAUUUCACUUUGAACAAUAUAUUGGAAUUUCACGUGAGGAACGGAGUGGAUUCCACGGUGGUUGAUAUCGGGCGGCACUGAAAGUAAAAAGACUUGUGAUAUAAAUAACAUUGUGAUUUGUUCCUGGGUGUAUCCCUUUUAUCUAGUGCAUACACCGAUAGAAUUCCGUACUGCAUUAAAUGCAAUUCAAGAUUGAAAAAUCAACAAAACUUUCACCAACCUUCCCUACCAAUAAAUAUUUGUCUAGUAAAUUUACGACAUUCCAAUGUUUCGUGUCUUUGAUUGUGAUGUUGAGUGAAGAUGCUCUGGAUGUUUGAACGAGAAAGAUUUUGUAGAGGUCCUUGUUCAAAUUUUCUAGGACGUGCGUUAUGACAUAACCAUUGAAGCGGGUGGUUUGUGAGAAUAUUGAAAGAAAUUGUGGAUUUCCAAAGGGCCUAAUUCAAAGCGUUGAAUCUUCUUGACUGGUGGUAAAGUCGCGCACUGGCGAGCGCGCUAAAUCUACGACCAGUCGGUUACGGACGUAAUGAGUUUCUUCAGAUCACUUGUGCCGGGCGGAUUAUCUGACAGCCGACUGAUGUCGUUCCGAUUGUCAACAUCACAAAAGAUUAUAGUGGUGUCCGUAACAGCGGGCGUUGCGUUACUUGGAGUUCUGGCGCGCUACUUAAGGCGCCGUCGUACACCCCGGCCUUUUCGACGUCCACGCAAGUAUGGAGGCGGACGUCGAACCCGAAAUAGUGUCCGCAGUCCAAAUGACUUGGCUUCUGUCGCGGGCUCGAAAGCUUCAGCCCGUUCGGGAAGUCCGGGCGGAUCAAUGGUAGCAUUGUCAGAUCGUCUAUCCCUAGCAUCCGGCUCCUUAGGUCCCGGAGUUGUGUCGACGCAACAGUUAACUGCUCAACAAUUAGGCGUAAUGGGAAUGGAAGCUCUGGAAACAGUAAUUAAUCACUGGGAAGAUGCACUGUCUGUACAUUACUCACCUGGAGGUGUUUUAUCUCUGACAACCGCUGAAGAAUCUGAAUUUUGUCGCGAAAUUCAAAAUCUUUUGGAUAUGGCGUAUGCUUUGCAGGAUCAAAGUGAACUUUUAUUUCUCGACCAACGUUCGAUUCUGUUCCGAGAUGGAGAAAAGAAUGCAGAAAAUUCGAAAAAGGAGACAAGUAAUCAACUCAGUCGGACAGCUUCCGAUCCUAACUUUGAUUCAGCUGAAAGUUUCGCAUCUGCCUUGGAUCAAGUUGCAGAUUUACGUGAGUUUGAAGAAUUUACUGAAGCUUUUGCUGAAUUAGAACAGUAUCCAUUGUAUCAGAGUGCGAUUAAACACAUGGAGGAGCAGCAGAUUCCAUGCCGGACCAUACGAACAGAACAAGUUGGGUGUGCGUCCGAUGUAGAAUAUUUAGCUAAACUACAUUGCAUUCGAUUAGCUUUCCAAUAUAUGUUUAAAGAUGCAUCUGUUGGCCAAUGGGUGGCAGACACAGGCAGGCAAAUCCUUACAGAUUUGUUGUGCCUUGGAGAUAAGGACCCCAAAGACUUUUUAGUUGGUUAUGAAGACAUGAUGGUGUUCCUGCAAGAUCCCAGCAAUUGGCCGAUUAUUGAACGAGAAUUGGAACAGAGAAGUGUGAAAGCCAUGACAUUCUACGAUGUUUGCAUUGAUUUCAUCAUUCUGGAUUCAUUUCGGGAUUUGGACGCGCCUCCGGCUAGUGUGACGGCUGUUGUACAAAAUCGGUUUUUAUCUAAUGGCUUCAAAGAAACUGCCCUCACGACGGCGGUAUGGUCUGUUCUCAAAGCAAAGCGGCGAAUGCUGAAGUAUCCAAAUGGAUUUAUGUCGCAUUUCUAUAUAAUUUCUGAACAAAUUUCACCUCUGAUGGCAUGGGGGUUUUUCGGACCUAAUGAAAAUCUGCGUGAGGUAUGUCACUACUUUCGGGAGCAGACUUUAGGGUUUUUGAACGACAUCUACAGUUUUCAAAAGUGUCGGUAUACAUCGGUUGAGGAAUUGUCUGAGGACAUUUUACAGCAUAUGAAAUCGCAUGUGAAUAAUAUCGGCGUGAAAUUUAGUCAAUAGAGCACCACUAUGAAUUGAAGCGCUAAGCAAUGUCGCUCUGUACAUAGUGCCUGCAACUUGACACGCAGCCUAAGUUUGAAUUCUUAUUGCUGGUAUUGACGACACUUACUUUCGCUGGAGAAUAAUUCAUGAUUAGACUGAUAGUGUGCUAUGGCUCAAGGGUUUGUUAUUGAUUUUAUCGAAGUGUGUAUGUGUGCGUGUGCGCGAAUUAUUGCGGCUCGGCAGAAUAACGGCCAAUUUCAGUCUUGAAGUUAGCAAACUAUUUUCCAACUUUUCAUUACCAAAUAAUAGAGGAGAGACUGCGUCUUUAGCCGAGUAGAGUUUCCUUUUUCAGAGAUGUAGUAAUACUAAAUCCUACUAUAAAAAUGACAUUCAAUUGUGAGAUAUUCAAAUUAGUCUCGAUUUUAUACUUAUGAUAUGAAAAUAUGAUUGUAGUUAGAAAUUACAGUAUCAAGUGGUGCCAGUAAGGUGUGAAUAUUGUAACGAUUAAUUGUCUGGUCUAAUUUUAGAUUGUCGCCAAGUUUACACAAUUCGUCAUGCCAAUUUUAAUUGCAAGAAUAGUCAAAAUGCUCGUUUGCUUUGUUAUUGACAUUACAAAGAGGUGUAGACAUGCAAUAGGUCUAUAUAUUUGUUUGUUACUUGGAAUAAGAUUAUAUUUUUAUCAUCUUAAGUACAAUGUUAAAUUUGUUGGACGGUUAUCUUAUACUUUCUUAAUAAAAAUAUUAUGGUAAAUAGUGUGUUA